This is a messenger RNA of Triticum urartu, 1021 nucleotides long. Its product is annotated as CASP-like protein 5B3. Gene Ontology annotation, cellular component: membrane. Lineage: Eukaryota; Viridiplantae; Streptophyta; Magnoliopsida; Poales; Poaceae. The record is from RefSeq and is a predicted model, not a curated record.
UCCUGCUCAUCCAUCACCGUUCCCAUCUCGUCUCACGCAAGCCAGGCACCACCUCUCCCAUCACCUUUCCCAUCUCGUCUCACGCAAGUCAGGCACCACCUCUCGGGCUCCUGCUCUGCUCAUAGCCAUCACCUUCCCCAUCCCACACGAGCUAAGCGCACACAGCAACUGCCACAGAUCCGUGCCCGGCGAGCUAAGCCAGGAAGGACUCCAUCGGCUUCUCCUCCUCUCCUCUCCGCAGCGAGCAGAGCAGGGGAUGAAGCGCGUCGUGGGGAGCCCGGGGACAUGGAGCGGCAUGGCGCUGCGGCUGUCGCAGUGCGUCUUCGCCGCCGCCUCCGUCUUCUCCAUGGUCUCCGGCUUCGGCUACUCCAACUACAGCGCCUACUUCUACAUGAAUCUAGCGUUGAUCCUGCAGCUGAUGUGGAGUUUGGGCCUUGCUUGUAAGGAUAUCUUUGCUCUAAGGAAUAAAAAGGAUCUUCACACCCCAGAUAAUCUAUUCAUUAUUGUUAUGGUUGACUGGGUCGUGGCGACUUUCAUGUUCUCAGGAGCCUGUGCCUCCGCGAGCUUGACAAUUUUCUUCAUGUGGGAUGUGAACUUCUGCGAGACAUACUCGAAGCUGGCCUGCCGGCAGUUCGUGCUUUCGGUCGUCCUGGCGUUCAUCACGUGGUUGCUGCAAGCUGCGUCUUCUUUCUCCGCGUUCUGGCUACUGGUUUCGUUCUCCUAGUGAUCUCACACGCUCAUAUUUGCCGUCACGUCAUGCUAGUCAGUCAGGAGGAUAAAUUGGUUGCAAUGUGCUCGGGACACUUGCUAGAUUUCAGUUAUGGGUAGUCCUUCGUCCCUUGUUAGAUAGAUGUUGCCUGUUUGAUAGUAGCUCAUCUUUAUUCUAGGAGUUGGUUAUCAGCUCCUUGAGGUGGAGUAGUUACUGUUUAGAUGAUGUGGGAUCAUUAAUAUAUGGAGAUAAGUUGCGAUCGAUGAUACCUGAAAAAUGUCUGGUUAUUGUACAAUGGAAUGAGUUCAUAUC